AUGAGCACCUGGAUGAACGAGGCCGCGGUCCCCAACCACAAUGGCAACGGCUUCCCACACAUGAACGAUCCCAACGCGGCCGGAGCCAUGAUGGACCCCUCCGCCUUCAUGGGCAGCCCUGCCCAUUUCAAUCCGGCCCAGUUUGCCAAUCCUCAACAAGCCCAGCAGGCCCAGCAACAACAGGUUCAGCAGCAACAGCAGAUGGCUGCCAUGCAAAAUGGCCAAAUGCGCAACGCCUCUCCGUCAUCCUUCCAGAAUCCCGCCUAUCAAACAAACCCCGUUAUUCCAUCGAAACGACCUCGCCCUCGCGAAGACAGCCUCGCCGGCUCACCGCGACAAAAUCCCGGCAUGUUGCCGACUUCGCGCUCCGAAACGCCCCAGACCUUCCCGGGCUACCAACCCGGUAUGCCCCAACAGGCGCAAGGUCAACCCUCGCCGUAUCCCCAUCUCCAAGCCAACGGCUCUGCGAACGCGACACCAUCACCCAUCAUGGCUAACCAGUUACGACCUGGAAGCGUGCCGCAGCGGGUCGCGACGGCGUCACCACACCCGUUCUCACCCGGUGCGCAACAAUUUGCGCCUCAAGCAUCACCAAACCCCUCCGAACACAGCACACCACAACCCAACCACUUUAUGCAGCAAAACAUGCCCAAUAUGCCACAGGGCUAUAACCCAAACUUCAACCCUUCGCCCUCCCCCGCGCGACCCUCCCCUAACCCGAAUGCGAUGGCGGGCUCUGGCAUGAUGCCUCAGCAGAUGGGACAGAUGCCCCAGCAAAUGGGUCAGAUGCCGAACCAGAUGUUACCCCCCAACAUGCAACCGCGGAAUGCCAUGGAACACCAACAGAUGGCAGCUUACCAGGCGCGUCUGCAGAAACAGUUGCAACAAGGGACGAUGCAGGGAAUGCAGAAUAUGCAAAAUAUGCAAAACAUGCAAAUGGCUGCCCAGAUGCAGGCUCAGAACAUGGCGCAAGGGCGUGGGAUGAUGCCGAAGCAACCCAUGCAGAUGCCCAACGGCCAAAUGCCCCCGGGCGGCAUGAGACCCCAACCCCAGCAGCGACAGAUGCCUCGAACUGAUCCAGAGCAGUUCAUGAAGAGCCUGACCACUUUCAUGACCGCCAAGGGCCAACAGCUCGACGCGAAUCCGGUCAUCGGCAACCGGCCCGUCAAUCUCUUGACAUUAUUCCAAGCCGUGCAAAGCAAAGGGGGUUACAAGCCUACAACCGCUAGUAAUCAGUGGCCUCACGUUUCCAACAACAUUGGAUUUCACCCGGGCCAGAUCCCUCAAGCGCCUCAGGUGUUGAAAGAGAUAUACGAAAGGAAUCUGCUCAGGUUUGAGGAGGCGUGGGUUGCGCAGCAAAGUCGGCAACGCAUGAUGCAACAACAGCAGCAGCAGCAAGCCAUGCCAAAUCAGCCAAUGCCCCCUGGGGCUCAGCCUCAGACAACACCCACAAAGCAGAUGUCUCCGCAAGGGCCGAUGCCACCCCAGCAGCAGCAAAUGAUGCAGCCUGGCCAACAGCCACUGCCGCCUCAAGCCCAAACUCCCGUUAAGCAAGGGUCUUUCAGUGGCCAGCCUCCGUCCGUGAACGGUUUUCAAACACCUCAAGCUCCGGGGCCACAUACGCCAGCGAGUGCGCAGCAAGGUCAUGCUCGGAACAGCUUGUCUCGCAGUGUAGAGCCGACCCCGGGCCAUCCUCAAGGCUUUCCUGCAGCUUCUCCGGCGUCCGUCAAGGGUGGGGGACUACCCAUGCCGGCGCCUCCUGGACUGGACCAAAACCCCAUGGCAGCUUCAAUCAAGCCUCGUAUGUUGCGGCUAGCCCAAGAAUCGGACGAGUACACGCCCAGCGCUCGCCCUCUGGAGACCUAUGGCGGUAUCAACAUCCGUGCUUUCGAUCUGAAGGGCCUGGAGCUCCAGGGCUUGAAGCCCGACAUUCCACCACAAUACGAACUUGGAUAUGUAGAUUUGCAUGCUCUCACACGAAGCUUGGAGUCUGGAAUCCACGGCGAAAUACGGCUUGCUCUUGACACCCUCGCCACUGUCACUGCCACCCAACACCAGGCCUUGCAUAUUCACCUCAAGUAUUGCGAAGAGCUCAUUGAAGCACUGCUGGAAUGUGCCGAGGACCAGUUGGACUUGCUUGUCGAAAACACGGAAGAGGCCUCCUCAGACAUUCAGCUGACUCCCUACGAGGACGUAGCUCGUGCCUGCUGGACCGAUAAAAUGGGCGUGAAGGAGCUGCCCAAGUUCGGAUCCCCCGAGUACGAACUUGACCGUGCUGUCGACCGAUUUUCCUGCGUCAUCACUAUUCUACGCAAUCUUUCCUUCCCAGAAGCUUCAAACGAGAACCACCUGGUCCUCGGCGACGAGCUGGUCAUCAAGUUCCUCUGCGCCGUUAUAAGAUACCUUGGCACGAGGACCAUGUUGUUCCGGACAAGUGCAAACACUCUGGAGUUUAUGAAAGACGCCAUCAUCCUCCUCUCCAACAUUGCAGGCGCAGUCGAGAUUCCUGGCCGUGAGCAGGCCCUGUGUCUUUUGCACUUUCUGUUAGCAUUCGCACCAGCACCUGGACCGGCCGUCGUGGACAAUAAGCUCUACUUCCCACCCUACCAACCUGGGGUUCAUACAUACACUUUCCACGCCGUUGAUGCGCUGGCUAGGUUCCUGGCUCGUGACGAGCCGAAUAGGACGCAUUACAAGACGCUCUUUGCCAUGGAAGCCAACAGUAGUCCGCCAUACGACUUGUUGACGCGCUCAUUUGCUCUGGCUACCACGGUCAUACCCAUCCAGUCACCAGAAUCCAUCGUCGCGCACAUCGAGGUUCCUGAAAAGUUCUUCAGGCUCGUUGAAGACCGGAAGCCUUGGCUGAUGCAGGGUCUCCUGGCUACAGAUAUCAUCGCAUCUCUCGCACCCGGAUAUGAGACAGGGGUUGCGAAAUCAUGGUUAUCUAGUGGCAAUGGGUUCGCUCAAUCUCUUUACCACUUUGUACAAGUGCUUGGGGCUCAAUUCGAGCAGCCAUGGCAAACGCGGAGUGGUCAAGGUGACCCCGCAGGCCGAGACACUGGGCUGGUUUACAUCGCAACUUCUGGCAUCUCAACCCUUCGGAGGUUGGCAGAGAAGGCACGGGAUCCCAACGACCCCAACUCGUUAGUCCCCGCGGACUCAUUGCCGUCCGAAGAAAGCCUUUUCAAGAUGAUGCUGAUGCGAUCCCCCGAAUGGACAAAGGACGGGGUGAUGAGAAAUCUUGCUGCGUAUGCCUCGCUGGAGUCAUAG
Molecule: messenger RNA, 3270 nt
Organism: Colletotrichum orchidophilum
Lineage: Eukaryota; Fungi; Ascomycota; Sordariomycetes; Glomerellales; Glomerellaceae
Product: arid/bright DNA binding domain-containing protein
Exons: 1
Coding region: 1-3270 (1089 amino acids)
Biological process (GO): regulation of transcription by RNA polymerase II
Cellular component (GO): nucleus; SWI/SNF complex
Molecular function (GO): transcription cis-regulatory region binding
Source: RefSeq, a predicted model, not a curated record